AUGGAAUCGAUUCCACUAGAAGAACGACAUAGAACUGUGAGAGAUCGAGAACGAAUUGAGGACCAAGAACCAAGUGAGGAUACCGAUAGCAUAACCGAAGCCCGUACACCCACGAUCGAUGUGCACAACAUUGCCGGAUUGAUCACGAUCCUAACGGUCAACAUUCAUCAGCUGGAGUCCUUGCUGCAAGUUGGUGCGGAAUUGGGCUUUAAAUUCUGGUUGAACAUCGUGCUCAUAUCCAUUUCUAUCGUGUGUGUGUACCCUUUGCUCGUUCUGCGAAUGCUGCAAGGUGAAGGUUACGCACCUUCGCCUCGACGCUACUGGGCCAGUUUUGUGUUGAUGGUGAUCAUUUUUACAAUCAACCUAACGUUGCAGAUUUUCAACGAUUUGGAGGCUCAAUGCACAGUGCUUUUGAAUCAGGCAUUACCACCGAUCGAACCACAUUCUAGUUUGAACUGUUCCGUCUGA
Molecule: messenger RNA, 468 nt
Organism: Anopheles marshallii
Lineage: Eukaryota; Metazoa; Arthropoda; Insecta; Diptera; Culicidae
Exons: 2
Coding region: 1-468 (155 amino acids)
Source: RefSeq, a predicted model, not a curated record